UGUGAUUAUGGAGGGCUCCUAGGAGGUCACAAGUUUGACAGGCGAAUUCAUACUCUUGCUCCGUUGUUGUCAUCUCUACAAUUUGCUUAACGCUAAUAAUUAAUAACAAGCUGGUUGUAGUCCUUUCCAAGCAGCACCAAAAAUGGUGAAGUCCCAUUUUCUCUUUGAUGCUGUAAAUUCUUCCCUAAAAUCCUUUGGGUUUCGAUUUGAUGUCUUUGAAUGAUUUAUUUGGAGCUUAGAUGGGUUGCCAAUAAUGUUUUCUCAUUCGACAUCAUCUAAUGUUAAACCGAUAAAAAAUGAGUCUUAUAGGGUUAUUAGCCGAUACUUCACAAUACAUUUGGUGAACAUGGACACUCUGUAGAUUCUGAGUGGGGUCUCUGCCCAUAGGAGUAGCAUGAGAGUGUUGGGGAAACGCCCAAAACCAUUAAAUCUACCAAGUCAGAGGCUGGAAAAUCGUGGACUAGACCCAAAUGUGGAGAUUCUUCCAAAGUUAUGCUAUGGAUGGAAGGAGGAAUUAUCUUUGCGCAGGUUCACAUUCCUCUUGGCACAAGGUCCCUGAUCCUUAUGAGAUUUAUUAUGAUCAGACUGCUUCUCAUUGUGACGAAAGGUUUAGAGGAGGCACAAAUCAUGGACAACUGGUUCUGAUGCUGGUGACAAACUUUCUGUUCAUUUUUAGGGCUAGACCAACUGGUGAUAAACUAUCUAUGGAGAUUCGCGACAUUUAUCAUUCACGUUACAGAAAUAUAUUGAUAAAUUCAAACAAGGGGAUAAAGCUGGGGUGUUGGAUCCGCCGUUUGAUGGUGUUGUUGUAGGCAUUGAGCGAAUUCACUCCCUAUCUAUUGUACAUGAAGUCAACUUGAAGGGAAUAGGAGAUGCAAAUGUAAAUAUUUUAAAGGUCACAAGUAACACACCCCUUGCUUAUGAAGACAAGAUACAUGGAGUUGUUCAUCUGAAAGAGAAAGAGAGAACUUUCACACAUUGGCCACUAAAAUAUUUGCAAAAAUGGACAUAGUUGAUCAUGUUUAUCAUGUACAUGUUGUUAGACAUCUUCGCUCAUUCCUUUAUGUAGUAUUUUGAAUGUGUUGUUUAGGGAUCUUAAUUAUCAUGGUGUAUUUGAAAGAAUUGGAAACUCUUAGACAACUUUGACAUCUUAUAACUUACAA
Messenger RNA from Cryptomeria japonica (Japanese cedar), 1163 nucleotides. RefSeq lists its product as uncharacterized. The transcript has 6 exons. Lineage: Eukaryota; Viridiplantae; Streptophyta; Pinopsida; Cupressales; Cupressaceae. The coding region runs from base 471 to 812 and encodes 113 amino acids. The record is from RefSeq and is a predicted model, not a curated record.